This is a messenger RNA of Aspergillus sclerotioniger CBS 115572, 1969 nucleotides long. RefSeq lists its product as uncharacterized. Bases 257 to 1891 code for a protein of 544 amino acids. The transcript has a single exon. Lineage: Eukaryota; Fungi; Ascomycota; Eurotiomycetes; Eurotiales; Aspergillaceae. The record is from RefSeq and is a predicted model, not a curated record.
UUUAACCCAGUCCAAUGAAUUGGACCGCCUCAAUCAAGGACAUCUUCAAGGCUUCAAGCCAAAGGUGGGACUUGCAUCCUUCAUGCAAGCCCGGCCAGUGCGCCAAAAGCGGCACCGCGUCGGGCCGAGUCUCAGUCCAGUCAACACACAGAAAGGCGGAGGGAGCUCCAGCUCCGCGACUCCUCCGCAAAAGACUACAGGAUAGCUCUCGACUAGUGCAUACCACUGACACUACACCUGCUCACAGUCUGGCCCCAUGGCCCAACCCCCCGAAGAUACUCAUGCGAGUCCCGCCGACAUUCCCGAUAUUGUCAAACCUCUGGCGCCUUACAUCAAGAGCCGCCAGGAGGCCCUCCGUAUCCGACAAGCCUUGACCACCUACCUGCGUUCGCACAUUGAGUUCGCUGAGAACGAUCCCGAGCACCCAGGCUGUCACAGCCAGUCCCACCUCUCGCUUUCCGUGCCCCAUGAUGCGGUCGUCGGCGUGAAGCGCAUUCCAUCGGAGUUGACGGGGUUGCGGAAAAAAUACCUGGAAUCGCUGCGAGCGAAUGUGGCUGCGAGAAAGGAAUUUCAGUCGGUGGUGGAAAAGACAACUUCGAUAAAGCACAAAGGGGGCAAAGCUAGAGCUGAAGAAUUAUCGGUGGGCUCAUCUUCGGAACUACAGGAAUAUCUUAAACUCCUUCGUGACCGUCGUCAGCAUGCAAAGCUCCAGGUCUUUCAACAUUACUUGCAGGAGCUCAAGCAACGGGAUACGUUCAAGUCAGUGGACUUGGAAGCUAACGCAGCCCGGUACCAGCAGCUUGCGCCGCCAGGGGAACUCGAGGAUAACCAGCAUGGUCCUAAAGCAGGAGAGAGCAUCGAAGAGCUGAUGCACAAACUGGAAAGAGCCAUCAUUCGCGCCAAGGCUCAGUUGGAGAGAGAAAAGGGGCUAUUGGAAGAACUAAAGGCACGACGCGCAUCUGAAGGGCCCCGGGAUGUACCACCCGCGGUCAAAGCCUUGGCGUUACAGCGAACGCGGGACGUGUUGGUGCAUUGGGUGGAGGAGAAACUGGUGAGUGUUGGAAACAGCGAAAACAGUGGAGCCACCCAGAGCUUCCGUCCCGAAGACAUCGAGGAGUCUGUGCGCCUUCUGGAGGAGAAGAAAGCACGGAUCGCGCAACAGUAUGCAGCAUAUGCGGACGCUCGCAAACGCCUUCUAGAUGCAGCCUCGAGGGCCUGCCAACCUAUAGCCCUUCCAUCCACAAGCCCCCCAACACGUCCUACUAGCAUGGUCCAGGGUAGAAAUGCGAUGAAUGAAACGCAAUCUCUGGAUGCAUUGGAGCUUCUUUCAUUUACAAGUGAUGUACUUCAGCCGCUGUCCAAGAGUCAACGAUCACUGGCCUUACAGAAGUUCUACUUGUCCGGCAUGCUUGCCAAGGAGAAAGCCACAACCCUUCGCGCCCUCAACCGGCUGCGUGAUGAAAGUCAUCUACUCCCAGAGUAUCCGAUUCUUGCCCGUCAACCGCGGUUCAAGCACGCGACAGCAGCCCUAGCUUCGCGCCAGGGUACCAACACCGAACCUGCUAAACCAGAUGAAAUUGUUGGUUUGGCUGAGGCAUGGGCCUUUGCUUCUAAUGCAGCAAAAACAAGCGAGCAAGAAUACGUGGAGCACAAGUUGGAAGAAGGAACUGAAGCGGCGCAGGAUGCAAUGCAUGUGCUGGAAGAUGUCUACAAAAUCCUCAACCAGAGCCUCGAGGAUACCCUACGAGACCGUGACGGUGAAAUGGGCGAGAAUGAUAUCUGGGCGUCGGAGGCGCGAUUGACCCGGUCGCGAGCCAAAACACAGCGGACGCAGCAGUCAGCCAAAGGACCAUGGUUUGGGCUGCAUGGCAAAGUGGGUGUUGCGGAAUGAUAUACCUACCUAGCGGCAGCGAUGUACACCUAUAUAAUCUACGAAGAUGCGGUUGGAAUUAACAAAUAUAAACUAGGA